This is a messenger RNA of Symbiodinium pilosum, 1499 nucleotides long. The record is from the annotation of a GenBank genome assembly. Lineage: Eukaryota; Dinophyceae; Suessiales; Symbiodiniaceae.
AUGGCACCUUCUGGCAGCAAGUCACGCGCUCUUGCAGUAUGGCUUGGAUGCUUCGUCAUCAGCCAGUGCUUGCUGUCACGACAAGAACCGCUUGAUGACUUCGUGGCGAUGAAGCCCUACAGAAAUACUCCCAGACCAGGUCUGAGAAGUGCAGCGGCUAAUUCAGAGGACGCCCCUGCUGCUCCGCAACUUGAAGCUGGCGGUCGAGCCAUGCUCACGGGCUUCACAGAGCGAACCUCGCUGAACGGCGAGCCCGUCGAGCUGAUCAGAUUCGAUGAAGAGCAGCAGAGUUGGGUUGUCCGGCGCCAGAGCGAGCAGAGCAUUACUAGCCUGGUGUCCUUAAAGAACUUGAUGCCUUACCCAGAGAAGAAGUCGCCAGAAAAGCCAAAGGACAGAGAGUUCAGUCCUGUGAGCUUUCUGGCUACCAUCAUUGCCUCAGUGAUCCUGCUGGCCACCGCGCUUGCCGUCCUCGUGCCCACUGUCUCUGGCAUAUACAAGGACAUGACCGGGGAGUACCUUUAUCGAUUAGACGUGCCCUCGCUCUACUGUGUGGUGCAGAAGGUGUCUGCAUCUCGCAAGUCGACGCUGAUUCCUUCUCUUGGCGAUCACAUGUCCAAGUCAGAAGGUCUGGAGACACAGAGGCGCCCUGGCACCUGUCUCGGCGCCUUCUCGGCUGUCCGUGCGGCGUUCUAUGGCCGGCCUUCUCUCCUCCCGGUGUCUCAGAAGCCGGAGAUGGUCGCAGCCGAACUGCCAGAGUUGGAGUCGGAUGGUAGCGGCACGAUCGACAGGGAUGAGCUGGCAGCCAUUAUGUACAAAGUGUCAUCAUCAAUGUCGCAGCGGGAUAUCACCCGCCUCCUAGCAGUCAUUGACACAAACCAGGAUGGCCUCAUAGACUUCCGAGAGUUCGUGGCCUGGAUCACUGAUCGACGAGCUGAUCGCACAGUUGGUAACGAUGGAUGGAUAGAACGCUUCGACGUGAAGACGCUGUUGCGGCCCAUGUUUGAAGUCUUUGACCGGAACAAGGACGGGCUGAUUCUACGCGCAGAACUGGAGGAAUGCUCUCAAAUCUUAGGCAAUUCUCUCAGCAUUCAUCCGUCAUCAGCACCAGACUGCCUCGCAAUGGAUUGGAAACAGCUUCCAAGCAAUGAAACGGUCAGCUUCCAGCAGUUCGUGGACUGGCAAGUCGGCUCUCUGGAGAAGUGUGGUGAUGUCAGAGGCUGGAUCCCACUCAUCUUGGUGGCUUUGUCCCCGCACCCUCAGUUGGCCCUCAAGGCUCUCAAGAGUGAAGCGAAAGGCUCCGGAUUCGAAUCUUCCUUCCCUUUCCAGCAUUUGGAAGACACAGUCAGGCUGGAAGAGCUCUGUGAGUCGCUGCAGAUCAUCUUCGACAUCGACCGCCUGCAUGGCCAGGGAGUAGAAAAUUCCAGGGUACACGAGGCCUUGACAGAUUCUGUGAAGAAGGUGGCAGAUGCCACGCGCCGAAUCUACACGAAGAAGUUGUC